GUGGUUUUAGUGUUUGGAUCAAAACCACCAACAGAGAAAGACAGUCAAAACAGAGUUUGAGGAAAUAAAGCUACUGACUCAUGUGUUUCAGUGUGUGUGUGUACGCUGCAGGCUUGUGUGUGUGUGUGUGUGUGUGUGUGUGUGUGUGUGUGUGUGUGUGUGUGUGUGUGUGUGUGUGUGUGUGUGUGUGUGUGUGAUCAAUGUAAUAACUGCAGGAUGGACUUUAUUCAACAUAACUAAAAAGACGGAACAGACAGACAAGACGUCCCUGUUCUAUGCUGAUCAAAAACACUGGGUUCCUGAGGAUGAUGUCAGGGUUUUCACUGUCUGCGGUGUGUGUGGCGGUGCUCCUUUCCUUGGGGCGAUGCCAGAACAGAUGCUUGGUCCAGGACGGAACACCAGGAGCGCAAGGAACUCCAGGCCGGGAUGGGCGACAAGGAGCAAAGGGAGAAAAAGGAGAGCCAGCACUGCAGCUGGAUGCGAGGUUGCCCCAUGGACUGAAAGGGACGAAAGGGAGCCGGGGGAUUCCCGGGGACAUGGGGCCUAAAGGCUUAAGUGGAGACCUGGGACCUGAGGGUCCCUCUGGGCCCCCUGGCCCCCCUGGCCCCGCAGGGAGAGGCGGGGACCAAUCCCAUCAACACCGCGCGGCCUUCUCCGUGUCCCGGACAGACAUCUCCUACCCCCCCUACAAACGAACCCUGACCUAUAACUCCGCCAUCACCAGCAGCAACCUGAUCAAUUUGAACUCUGGAAUCUUCACCUGCAGCAUACCUGGAGUCUACUACUUCGUCUUCCACUCAGAGGCCAAGGUGGGCAUGUGUCUGUAUCUGAAAAGUGACGCCCUGGGAGAGAGGAUGCUGGGUUUCUGUGACUACAACAACAGAGCCACUACCCAGGUUCUGUCAGGAGGUGUGGUGUUGGACCUAUCACGCGGCAACAAGGUGUGGCUGGAGCCGUUUAAAGACGAGCAGCCGGAGAAUGUGAAGGAUGACAAGAAGGACAAGAAGAUCCUGUUCAACGGCUUCCUGCUCUUCCCCACCGGGAAGUGAUGUCACAAUGCCAUGCAGUGACCUCGUCACAUGAGCUGUCCCUGGGAACCAACCAUUACUAACACUGUUCUAUACUGAUCUAUACUGUUCUAUACUGAUCUAUAAUGUUCCAUACAGUUCUAUACUUUUCUAUACUGAUCAUCUAUACUGUUCUAUACUGAUCGACACUUUUCUAUUCUGUUCUAUACGGAUCUUCACUUUUCUAUACUGAUCUAUACUGUUCUAUACCGAUCUAUACUGAUCUAUACUGUUCUAUACUGAUCUAUACUGUUCUAUACCGAUCUAUACUGAUCUAUAUGGUUCUAUACUGUUCUAUACUAAUCAAUACGGUUCUAUACUGAUCUAUACUGUUCUAUACUGAUCUAUACUGAUCUAUACCAACCCUGCCAUUAUUGAUAUAAAAUACAGUGCCAAGUGAAAGUCACACACACCUGGCAGUCUUUACUUUUUGAUGCUUUAAAUCUCAAAAGGGAUUACAUGUGAUGUUUUUCUUUAAUCUACACAUCCACUCCACAUUUUAAAGAAAUUAUACAACAUUUUCCAAAUGAAUAAUAAAAAUACAAUUUAAAAUGAA
Molecule: messenger RNA, 1623 nt
Organism: Oncorhynchus kisutch (coho salmon)
Lineage: Eukaryota; Metazoa; Chordata; Actinopteri; Salmoniformes; Salmonidae
Gene: c1qa
Product: complement component 1, q subcomponent, A chain
Exons: 6
Coding region: 276-1049 (257 amino acids)
Molecular function (GO): protein binding
Source: RefSeq, a predicted model, not a curated record